This is a messenger RNA of Oncorhynchus kisutch (coho salmon), 3465 nucleotides long. It is a transcript of the gene ascc1, whose product is annotated as activating signal cointegrator 1 complex subunit 1. The record is from RefSeq and is a predicted model, not a curated record. The transcript has 10 exons. NCBI's taxonomy places the organism in Eukaryota, Metazoa, Chordata, Actinopteri, Salmoniformes, Salmonidae. Gene Ontology annotation, molecular function: RNA binding. The coding region runs from base 101 to 1165 and encodes 354 amino acids. Gene Ontology annotation, biological process: DNA alkylation repair; regulation of DNA-templated transcription. Gene Ontology annotation, cellular component: nucleus.
CGUCAAACUGCCUUAUGUCGCAAAGAGCCCACACGUAGUUGGCAGCUACUAUUCACUACAGUAUAUCUCGUUUUAUUUACUGUUCAAGAUAACUGCUACAAUGGAAAUCUUACGUCCAUCAUUGAUCAACAUAAGUGGAAGAGUAUACAGAAGAAAUACUAUCAAAGAAGACCAGUAUGAAGAGGGGGAAGAGGACGACUCCUACAUGGGACCACCAGCAAGUGAACAGUUUGAGGAAGAAGAAGAGUUCUGUGACAGCCACUCCAUAGAACAGACUGACAAAGGUUUCAGCUGUGCCAUUGAUGUCCCAAGUGUUCUUUACAAAUACAUCAUUGGAAGGAAAGGAGAGACACGUAGAAGACUCGAGGCAGACACAAAGACAGACAUCCACAUUCCAAAACAAGGAGUGGAAGGACAGAUCGUGAUCACUGGCUCCCAGAAGGCCGCGGUGUCCUCUGCCGUGACUCGUGUCGAGCUCCUGGUGCAGAGCUUUCGCAAGAAGCAGCCGUUCACCCACUUCCUGUCGUUCGCUCUUAACCACCCUCAAGUUCAAGAUGGAUUCCUGAGGUUUAAAGAGGAGGUGUUGGAGCAGUGUUCUCAGGACCACGGAGUAGAUGGAAGCAUCUUCCAGAAUCCUGCUAAGCUCCAUCUAACAGUCGGCACCCUGGCUCUGCUGAAUGACCUGGAAGUGACCCAAGCAUGUAAACAACUCCAGCACUGUCAGGACUUUAUCAAGACCAUCACAGAAGGGAAGCCUCUCCCGCUGGAGGUGACAGGGAUUGAGUACAUGAACGAUGACCCAGCCAUGGUGGAUGUCCUGUAUGCCAAGGUCCAAGUGAAAGAUGGUUCGGACAAGCUGCAGACCAUUGUGGAGCGGCUGGUGGACCACUUUGUUUCCUCGGGGCUGAUGGUCAGAGAAUGGGACAGAGUGAAACUGCACGGCACAGUGAUGAACACUCUGUUCAGGAAGGAUGCUUCAGCCGAAGCCAGGGGAGGAAGGCAGAACAUGAAGGAGCGGGAGGCCUUCGAUGCCAGGAACAUAUUAAAGAGCUUUGGGUCGUACCAUUUUGGGGAGUUUGAUCUGAGUGCGGUCCAGAUUUCCCAGAGGUAUUCUACCGACUGCACCGGUUUCUACACCUCCGCUGGCCUUCUGAACUUCUCCUGACCACCUCUCCCCUGAACGUUCCCUCAGGUGAGAGAGAGGUCAGAGGUGAACGAUGAAGCUUCAAGGUGGACUGGACCUGCAGAGGUGAACGAUGAAGCUUCAAGGUGGACUGGACCUGCAGAGGUGAAUGACCGGGUUACAAGGUGGCCAUGUCAGAAAACUCUAGGAUGUCCCUGUCACCGUGUCAGGAAACUCUAGGAUGUCCCUGUCACCGUGACAGGAAACUCUAGGAUGUCCCUGUCACCGUGUCAGGAAACUCUAGGAUGUCCCUGUCACACCAUGUCAGAAAACUCUAGGAUGUCCCUGUCACCAUGUCAGGAAACUCUAGGAUGUCCCUGUCACCGUGUCAGGAAACUCUAGGAUGUCCCUGUCACCGUGUCAGGAAACUCUAGGAUGUCCCUGUCACCGUGUCAGAAAACUCUAGGAUGUCCCUGUCACCGUGUCGAGGAAACUCUAGGAUGUCCCUGUCACCGUGUCAGGAAACUCUAGGAUGUCCCUGUCACCGUGUCAGGAAACUCUAGGAUGUCCCUGUCACCGUGUCAGGAAACUCUAGGAUGUCCCUGUCACCGUGUCAGGAAACUCUAGGAUGUCCCUGUCACCGUGUCAGGAAACUCUAGGAUGUCCCUGUCACCGUGUCAGGAAACUCUAGGAUGUCCCUGUCACACCAUGUCAGGAAACUCUAGGAUGUCCCUGUCACCGUGUCAGGAAUCUCUAGGAUGUCCCUGUCACCGUGUCAGGAAACUCUAGGAUGUCCCUGUCACCGUGUCAGGAAAGUCUAGGAUGUCCCUGUCACCGUGUCAGGAAACUCUAGGAUGUCACCGUGUCAGGAAACUCUAGGAUGUCACCGUGUCAGGAAACUCUAGGAUGUCCCUGUCACCGUGCACUUGGCUGCAGGCCAAUCAAAUGCCAGUGGAAUUGUCAGAAAAUGCUGGCAUUCAUUUCCGUGGGACAUCGUGCUCCAUCUCCCCCAGUCACCUGCUUCCUGAUUUAAAAACUUCCUGAAGUGUUUACGUUUCAACUGGAGUUGAAGGCCUGAAAACAACUUGAUUAUAUUAUUGACAAAUUGGAUUAAUGACACAUUGGGGUUAAUGACACAUUGGGUUAAUGACACAUUGGGGUAAUGACACAUUGGGGUAAUGUCACAUUGGGGUAAUGACACAUUGGUUUAAUGACACAUUAUAUCAAUGACACAUUGGGGUAAUGACACAUUGUGGUAAUGACACAUUGGGGUAAUGACACAUUGGGGUUAAUGACACAUUGGGUUAAUGACACAUUGGGGUAAUGACACAUUGGGGUAAUGUCACAUUGGGGUAAUGACACAUUGGUUUAAUGACACAUUAUAUCAAUGACACAUUGGGGUAAUGACACAUUGUGGUAAUGACACAUUGGGGUAAUGACACAUUGGGGUAAUGACACAUUGGAAUUGGAUUAAUGACACAUUGGGGUAAUGACACAUUGGAAUUGGGGGUAAUGAUACAUUGGGGUAAUGACACAUUGGGGGUAAUGACACAUUUGGGGUAAUGACACAUUGGGUAUAAUGACACAUUGGGGUAAUGACACAUUGGGGGGUAAUGACACAUUGAGGGUAAUGACACAUUGGGGUAAUGACACAUUGGAAUUGGAUUAAUGAUACAUUGGGGGUAAUGACACAUUGGGGUUAAUGACACAUUGGGGUUAAUGACACAUUGGGGUAAUGACACAUUGGGGUAAUGACACAUUGGGGGUAAUGACACAUUGGGGUUAAUGACAUAUUGGGGUAAUGACACAUUGGGGUAAUGACACAUGGGGGUAAUGACACAUUGGGGGUAAUGACAUAUUGGGGGUAAUGACACAUUGGGGGUAAUGACACAUUGGGGGUAAUGACACAUUGGGGUAAUGACACAUUGGGGUAAUGACACAUUGGGGGUAAUGACACAUUGGGGGUAAUGACACAUUGGGGGUAAUGACACAUUGGGGGUAAUGACACAUUGUGGUAAUGACAUAUUGGGGUAAUGACACAUUGGGGGUAAUGACACAUUGGGGUAAUGACACAUUGGGGUAAUGACACAUUGGGGGAAUGACACAUUGGGGUAAUGACACAUUGGGGUAAUGACACAUUGGGGUAAUGACACAUUGGGGUAAUGACACAUUGGGGUAAUGACACAUUGGGGUAAUGACACAUUGGGGUAAUGACACAUUGGGGUAAUGACACAUUGGGAUACCAUUUGGUUUUGAUAUUUUUCCCUCUAUGGCAUAAGGUUCCACUAUUGUGAUAUGGGAUGAAUCUGUAAAACACAUAAUAAACAGACAAAUUAUUCAAA